Messenger RNA from Polyodon spathula (Mississippi paddlefish), 4449 nucleotides. Its product is annotated as ras/Rap GTPase-activating protein SynGAP-like. The record is from RefSeq and is a predicted model, not a curated record. The transcript has 19 exons. Bases 10 to 4212 code for a protein of 1400 amino acids. Lineage: Eukaryota; Metazoa; Chordata; Actinopteri; Acipenseriformes; Polyodontidae. Gene Ontology annotation, biological process: regulation of GTPase activity.
CCCUUGUUGAUGCGGGAAAGGAGAGCAGAGACGCAUCGGAAAAAGCUGCUGCGGCGCACUGUGAGCGUCCCUGUGGAGGGGAGACACCACUCCGAGCAGGAGUACACUCUCGCUCGUUCUCGUCGGAAGAGUAUCGCCACAGGGAAGCUGCCCAGCAUGGAGACUCCGCCCACCGCCCCGCCCCAGCCCUUCCGCCAGCCUAGUUUCCUCAGUCGCAGGUUGAAGGGCUCUAUCAAGCGAGCGAAGAGUCAGCCUAAACUGGACCAAACAAGCAGCUUCCGUCACAUGCUACUGCCUCGAUUCCGCAGUGCUGACCAGGACAGGACUCAUCUGAUGCAGAGCUUCAAGGAGUCUCACUCCCAUGAGUCUCUGCUCAGCCCAAGCAGCGCAGCAGAGGCUCUGGAGCUCAGUCUGGAUGAAGAUGCCGUCAUCAAACCAGUCCACUCGAGCAUACUGGGGCAGGAGUUCUGCUUCGAGGUGACGACAGCGCUGGGGACGAAGUGCUUUGCAUGUCGAUCGGCCGCAGAGAGAGACAAGUGGAUUGAGAAUCUGCAGAGAGCUGUGAAACCAAACAAGGAUAACAGCCGGCGCGUUGACAAUGUGCUUAAGCUGUGGAUUAUCGAGGCGCGGGAGCUGGCUGGGAAGAAGCGCUAUUACUGCGAGCUGUGCCUGGACGACAUGUUGUACGCACGCACGACCAGCAAGACGCGCACCGACACGGUGUUCUGGGGAGAGCACUUCGAGUUCAACAACCUGCCGGCCGUGCGCAACCUGCGGCUGCAUCUCUACAAGGACAAUGACAAGAAGCGACGCAAGGAGAAGAGCAGCUACCUGGGGCUGGUCAACAUCCCCAUUUCCAGCGUGGCAGGACGUCAGUUCGUGGAGCAGUGGUACCCCGUGGUGCUACCCACUGCCUCGGGCAAGGGGAGCUCGAGCAAGGCAAGCUGCCCCUCCAUCAGGAUCAAAGCCCGCUACCAGACAAUGAGCAUCUUGCCCAUGGAGCUCUACAAGGAGUUCGCUGAGUUUGUCACCAACAACUACCGCACUCUGUGCACUGUGCUGGAGCCAGUUCUGAGCAUCAAGAGCAAGGAAGAGGUGGCCUGUGCACUCGUGCACAUACUGCAGAGCACUGGCAAGGCAAAGGACUUCCUGUCUGACAUGGCGAUGUCGGAGGUGGACCGGUUCAUGAACCGCGAGCACCUGAUCUUCCGAGAGAACACACUCGCCACCAAGGCCAUCGAAGAGUAUCUGAAACUGAUAGGACAGAAAUACCUGAAGGAUGCUAUUGGAGAGUUUAUCCGUGCGCUCUAUGAGUCUGAGGAGAACUGUGAGGUGGACCCAAUGAAGACACCACCCUCCAUCUUGGCCGAUCACCAAGCCAACCUGCGAAUGUGCUGCGAGCUGGCACUGUGCAAGAUCGUCAACUCCCACUGUGUGUUCCCUCGAGAGCUGAAGGAGGUCUUUGCUUCAUGGCGUAUUCGCUGUGCUGAGCGGGGCCAGGAGGACAUUGCUGACCGACUCAUCAGUGCCUCCCUGUUCCUGCGCUUCCUGUGUCCUGCGGUAAUGUCACCGAGCCUCUUCAACCUCACGCAGGAGUAUCCCAAUGUGCAAACCUCACGCACCCUCACCCUCAUCGCCAAUGUGUUGCAGAACCUCGCCAACUUCACCAAGUUCGGCAGCAAAGAGGAAUACAUGAGCUUCAUGAAUGAAUUCCUGGAGAUGGAGUGGGGCUCCAUGCAGCAGUUUCUCUAUGAGAUUUCCAACCUGGACAGUGUCACUAAUGCAGGCAGCUUUGAGGGCUACAUCGACCUGGGCAGAGAGCUGUCAACACUGCACUCUCUGCUGUGGGAGGUCAUGGCUCAACUCAGCAAGGAAGCAAUCCUCAAGCUGGGUCCGUUGCCGCGGUUACUCAAUGACAUCAGCGUGGCGCUGCGGAACCCUCACAUCCAGAGACAACCGAGUCAUCAGACCGAGCAGCUGCUCUCCAGACCCAGCUUCAACAGAGGAGUGUCAUCGGACUUCCAAAACCUCAUGAUGAGAGACCUCAACAGCUCUAUUGAUGUCACUCGAUUGCCCUCCCCCACCUCUGCUCUGGGUCCUGCAGGGAGCGCUCUGUCCUCUGGAGGGGGAAUGAUGGAUCGAGAUAACCAGCACCGUGCAUCCAAGGACGUAUUCUAUGUGACACGCCCCCCUCUCGCACGCUCAAGCCCCGCCUACUGCACCAGCGGCUCUGACAUCACAGAGCCUGACCCCAAGGUGCUGAGUGUCAAUAAGAGUGUCUCAAUGAUGGAUCUGCAGGACAGUCGCAUGAACAGCGUGUCCAACCUGCAGAGUGUAGACAUGCUGAACAGCAGCCAGGCCUCCAUCGCAGGACUGGGAGGACUGGGAAUGGGGGGGCUAGGCGCGGUGCUCAGGUCGGGGGGCCGGCACUCGGCAGGGAGCGGCAGCUCCAGUUUCUCUGGGGGGCUCCGGCUGAGUCAGAUGGGGGUCACCACAGACUCGCUGUCACAGCAGCAGGCAGCCAUGCGGAUCCCGCUGUCCUUCCAGAACCCACUGUUCCACCUGGCCUCUGACGGGUUGCAGCUGCAGCAUCAGGCCAGCCGCAUGCCUCUGCAGACGCAGCCUAUGCAGCAGCCCCCCCACACGCUGCUGCUCGCACCCGAGCAGGACAUGGGCUCAUCGCAGCACCACUCCUCCUUCCUGCCCUCUUUCCAUGGUUACUCCCGGAGUGAGGACCUGUCAGGGCUCAACAUAAAGCAGCCGCCGGCCAACAUCAUGCACAGCCACAGCUACAGCGAUGACUUCACGAGGCAGAACUCAGAGUACAGCCGCAGACAGCUCUCACUGCAGGUAACACUGAGCACUCCACUUUGUCACGUGGUGUCAGAACACGGGAUCAUGGACUGCAACGCACUGGCAGAGCUGCUGGAAGCACUAGACAGUGGACAGGACAUAUGUGAGAGAAGGAGGGAGGCGCGCUACACUGCAGUCGUUGAACGGGAGAACCUGCAGCACAUGCUUGGAGGUGGGGGUGGUGUUGGGGGAGGCUCUGGCUCUGUGAUGGGGACGCCCCCCUCCUCCUCUCAGCCCCAGCGCAGACUCCUGGAGCAGCAGCCUUCCACCAUCCUGCCUCCCCCCUCCUCCUCCACAGCGCUGCACAGGAGCAAGACCCAACAGCUGUCUGUGAGCUCCGCCCAGCCGACCUCCCUGCAGCAACAGCCCCAGCCCCUGCCCAAGCAGCACAGCCAGGCUCGGCCAGCCAGUGGGAAGCUGCUCCAGUCUCCAGAACCAGCCUUCGGGCCCCAGCUGGGCCGAGCUGGGCCUAGGCAGCAGCUCUCAGUGAAAGAUGCUUCCCCGCAGGCUCAGGGGUCAGGUCUGACUCACCAGCAGAACUCUGUCAGGGAAACCCAGAACAGCUCACAGCAACCACAGCCACAGCAGCAGGGUCCGCAACACCUCAAACCAGCCAUCAGCAAACAAGGCUCCCACUCACCUUCGACCCUUAACCCCCCAACCCCGGCCUCAGAGCGCACAGUCGCCUGGGUGUCCAACAUGCCACACCUAUCAGCAGACAUCGAGAGGUCACACAUCGACAGAGAGGAGUUCAAACUGAAGGAGUAUUCAAAGAGCAUGGAUGAGUCUCGACUAGACAGGGUGCGGGAGUAUGAGGACGAGAUCCACUCCCUGAAAGAGAGGCUGAUGAUGUCACACAAGAAGCUGGAGGAGUAUGAGCAGCGGCUGAUGUCACAGGAAGAGCAGACCAGUAAGAUCCUGAUGCAAUACCAGAAUAGACUGGAGAACAGCGAGAGGAAACUGAGGAUGCAACAGCAGGAAAAGGACUCACAGAUCAAAGGAAUCAUCAACAGGCUGAUGGCAGUGGAAGACGAGAUCCGCAAAGACCAUGUGCCGACCCCGCCCCGCAUGCUCGAUGCUCAGGAUGAGCAGUUUUCCCCCCUGGGUUCUUCAAACGCCCGUGUGAUAGCAGCUCUCCAGGGUAAAGAGCGGAGUGGAUCGGGACUGGGAUUGGGAAUGGGAGGAGCUUCGCCUUCACAGGAGCCAUGGAAUGGGAUGACAUCAUCAUCAGGGGCAGGGCUGCAGCUGCCCCCACUGCCCCCCCCACGCCUGCACAUCACAGAGAAUGGAGAGUUCCGGAACACAGCGAGCUAUCCUAGUGGUCCGAGCAGUCAGGGGGCUGCAGCGGCCGAUCACUAGCCAGGGGUCCCACCCCGUCUCCACUCAGCACAGAGCCUUAAUACCAGGGAGGACUGAGUGGAACAGCCCCCUCCCCUCCCCUCUCCUCCUUCAGCACAAUGCAACAAGAACGAUAUCCCACAGCAUCAAACACAGAGCUGAACUGAGCUGUUCCUCAUUAAACAAGUGAUACACACACUGACACACAAACCAAGACACUGACACACACACUAAGACACUGACACACAAACUGAGACA